Molecule: messenger RNA, 3699 nt
Organism: Eufriesea mexicana
Lineage: Eukaryota; Metazoa; Arthropoda; Insecta; Hymenoptera; Apidae
Gene: mdy
Product: diacylglycerol O-acyltransferase
Exons: 12
Coding region: 369-1871 (500 amino acids)
Biological process (GO): triglyceride biosynthetic process
Cellular component (GO): endoplasmic reticulum membrane
Molecular function (GO): diacylglycerol O-acyltransferase activity
Source: RefSeq, a predicted model, not a curated record
CCGCCUGCACGUAAACACGAUCGCGCGUGUGGUCAAGCGACAGAGGAACGAUCGACGUCGUACCGGUCGAGUCGUGCCACGCGUUACAGGUGAAACGGAUCGCGCAGGGCAGCGAGAUCUUGCGGAUCGAUCGGUGAAUCCGUGAAUCGUGUUUGACGCGUGGUCAAUGAAGGUAAACGUCUGGCUUCCAUUAUACUCUGCCUGUCUCGCGUGCCUGCGACCAGCCUGUUUUCCUCUCUCGGUGCGAACGCGAAUCGUGUGCCGGCUGACGAAGGUACCCUCGUCGGUGUGAGUUUGCGUGUGACUGUGUGCGUCCCUGUACGGCGUAGAGCGCGCGCGGUGCUCGUCCGUGUGCGCGCGACAACGACAUGACGAUGGAGCACGAGAACGACUCGAGAGUGACGUUAAGGAGAACGAAGAGCGUGACCAGGGCCGAGGAGAUCCAAAAAGCUGAACUGAUGGUGCGCAGAUCGCAGCCUGACAAACCAUGUCAUCGUCCUAGAGAUAGUCUGUUCUCCUGGAGCUCGGGCUUCGACAACUUCACGGGAUUCGUCAACUGGGGCUUCCUGCUGUUGGGCAUCGGUGGAAUCCGAUUGCUGCUCGAAAAUUUCAUAAAGUACGGGAUCAGAGUGGAUCCGUGGCAAUGGGUUCUCUUCUUCAGCGGCAAAUACGAAGGUGGCGAGGAGCAUCCGUCGAUUCUGCUCAUCAUCUACGCCACCGUGCCGGUAGGUCUCUGCCUGCUGAUCGAAAAGGGACUGUCGGUGGAUAUCAUAGCUCACGAGCCAGGAAUGGUGUUCCACGUCGUAAACCUCAUCGUGAUGGUACUGAUGCCGAUGGUGGUCAUCCACGUGAAGGAUUCCGGAUUCAGCCUGUUCGGUGCCAUGUACGUGUGCAUGCUGUACGCCAUCCUGUUCCUGAAGCUAUGGUCGUACGUGCAAGUGAACAUGUGGUGUCGGCUAAGCAGUCGAAGAAAGGCAGCAAGCAAGGGCAGGAUGCGACGGCAAUCUCUGUCGUACAAUAAUCUGCAGUCUUCCAGCAUGAAGCAGAACGGCGAGGAGGUCGACGACUCGAAGCACGAAGUAGACGGGGCUGGCACGGCCUUGGUGCAAUAUCCGGACAACUUGAAUCUCCGCGAUCUUUACUACUACAUCCUGGCGCCUACCCUCUGCUACGAGCUGAAUUUCCCCAGAACACAAAGGAUUCGGAAAAGAUUUCUGAUUAAACGAAUCCUGGAGGUGGUGGUCGGCUGCCAAGUGGUCAUGUCGCUGUUCCAGCAAUGGAUGAUCCCGUGUGUGAAGAACUCGCUGGUACCGUUCAGCAACAUGGACGUGGCGAAGGCCUCCGAGCGUUUGCUGAAACUGGCCAUACCGAAUCACCUGGUCUGGCUGUGCUUCUUCUACCUGAUGUUCCAUUCGUUCCUCAAUCUGAUGGGCGAGCUGCUGCACUUCGCCGAUCGAAAUUUCUACUGCGACUGGUGGAACGCGGAUAACAUCGACACCUUCUGGAGGACAUGGAACAUGCCGGUGCAUCGGUGGGCCGUGCGACACUUGUACAUACCCAUCAUAAAGAUGGGCUACGGGAAGUCGACCGCAUCCGUCACCGUGUUCUUCAUCAGCGCCUUCUUCCACGAGUACCUCGUCAGCGUGCCACUGAAGACGUUCAAAACGUGGGCGUUCCUGGGAAUGAUGGGACAGAUACCAUUAUCACUGAUAAGUAAGAAGGUGGAGAAGCAUUGGGGCGCCAGAUGGGGCAAUAUCACGGUGUGGGCGAGUCUUAUUAUCGGACAACCACUUUGCAUAAUGAUGUAUUAUCACGAUUACGUGAUAACUCACUUCGGCCAGAUACUCAUCGAAGAUUAUUCCGAGGUAUAGGGUGGCGAGGAGUCGAACGCGGGGCGACGAUGGCGAAGGUCGGGAAGAAGAAGAGUUUCUGUCUGCGAACGGGACAAACUCGUCACUGUUCCAUCAAUCCGAUCUCCUCCCGACCUUUCGCGCCUCGCAGACUCGCUCCUCGAUCCUCGUACGAGCUAUUUUUCGAAACGAUUUCUCGACGUUAACACGAGUCUUCCGGUUUCUUCCGUGCUCUCGAGCGUGGAAGAGAAACGGUGUGACGCUCCCUUAAAACGGAACUUUAAAUCACGAGCGAAUGCCUUAAGUAUUACGCGUCGUCGUUCGACUCUCGAUCGGUGUUACCCCCGCGGGAAUCUUACUCCUCGGAGAUCUUACGACGAGAUGAAACAGCGUACGAUAUAUCACUUGUUCUUCUUCCUUUUGUAUACGCGUGAUGGUGGUGGUGACGUUCGGCGAAUUGUUGCUGGGUCGUUCAGAUAUUUAUCUAUUCCAUCAUUUUUAUGCAUGUUUUAGUCGGUAAUGCUGUUAUUAUACACUUUGAUACUCAGCCUUUUAAAGGUUCCUGCAUAUCACGCGCGCCUCGACUUUGCCCCACGAAAACAGCAGCGUUUGGUUAGAUUCGAUCAAAUUCAGGAGCAGUUGAGAAUACUCUCGAGCUGAGUAGUUAGCUUUCCUAAGAAUCGACAAGAACAUUCUUCGAGAAGAUAGGAGAAGGAACGACGGGCAGCUGAUGACAAAUUUUAAUAGGGCACCGCAACUAGAAGACUGAUCACGUGAUACAGGAAAUUUUAGUUUCCCCAACAUUCGUGUAACCCUUGGAAAAAUGGUAUCAGUGCAUUGCUGGGAAUCUUCCGUUUAAAAUGAGCCGAAACACGGUACAAAUCGGACCGAUUUUUAAGUAUAACGAUUAACUCGAAGUAGAUAGCAAAAUAAUUCGCGACAACGUGAUAAAGUAGUCCGAUUCGUAUGGGGUUUGGACUGGCUUGAACCAGAAAAAUCCCAACACCGUACUGGUACCACGUUCGGAAAGGUAAAACGAAAAUUGGGGAGGUAAAAUUUUCCCAUUCUAUCAAUUGCUUUUCCUUGUCAGUUGCAUCAGAUGCCGCUAACGAUAAGCUCGAAACAACGAGGGUUGGACGAAAAGUAGAGAUGGUCCGUGUGAAUUUAACCGACUUAUCGAGAUACGUUGGAAACGUAAUGGGUCCUUGAGAUUUAAAAGACGAAUGAAUUUGAUCGCGCAUAGGCAGGUUGGCCAUUUUAAUCGAUUACCAGAAAAUAUCUCGCGUUGAUGUAUUUUAUUACUCGAAACGAUUUUGUAUUCAAUCGCGACCGUGCCUUCUAAAUCCUCGUGCAUCCGCGACUUUACGUGCUACGACGGUGAUAUCGUGCGUACGUUGAGAUAAUUUACCGUGCAUACGUUAUUUCUCUCUUUUCGCGCCUUUUUGUCACCGACGAUGCUUUAUUGCCAGGGUGUAGGUGGGAAAGCGCAUCGAGGGAAUAUUAGCCGUAAUAAAUUUAUCCCGGGCGCAGUCUGGAGUUGCGUAUUCGGUAAAUAUUUCAGGCCAACCGUUGCGUAUCACGGAGGAACAGAUGCCGAGGAUUUAACGAGGCAACUUGGUGCCAGUUGUAUACGAACAAACGAUUUUGUAGAUUCCGUUCAGUGCUCGCGCUCGCGUACUUGCCGAAUAAACGAGAUCUUUGUUACCAGCAUCGUUAAAUUUCGUACCACCCCCACGAGAGCGGAAAAAAAGAAUAUUGGGAAGAAAUUGAUUGCCAUUGGGUUAACAAAAAGGCUCCUCUUUGCGAAGCGGGUUUUAUAUCGAUGAAAUCCUUCACCAACGAUACAACG